CGUGCUCCCUCCUCCUCCUCCUCAGGGCCGCCCCCUCACGCAGCGCCGUCUCCUCUCGGCCGCAGGUGCCAGGUGUGUGGCGGGGCCGCCGCCAUGUCCGCCGAGCAGGUGAGCAGCCUGUGCGAGCAGCUGGUGAAGGCCGUCACCGUCAUCAUGGACCCGGCCUCCACACAGCGGUACCGCCUGGAGGCGCUCAAGUUCUGCGAGGAGUUCAAGGAGAAAUGCCCCAUCUGCGUGCCCUGCGGGCUGAAGCUGGCUGAGAAGACGCAGACGGCCAUCGUCCGCCACUUCGGCCUGCAGAUCCUGGAGCAUGUGGUCAAGUACCGCUGGAACAACAUGCCUCGUCUGGAAAAGGUUUACCUAAAGAAUAACGUCAUGGGUCUCAUAUCCAGUGGAACUCAGAGCAUUCUAGAAGAGGAAAGUCACAUCAAGGAUGUUCUGUCUCGCAUUGUGGUGGAGAUGAUUAAGCGGGAAUGGCCUCAGCACUGGCCUGAUAUGCUGAAGGAGUUGGAUACUCUCUCCAAGCAAGGGGAAACUCAGACAGAACUGGUGAUGUUCAUCCUCCUACGUUUGGCAGAGGACGUGGUGACUUUCCAAACCCUGCCUACCCAGCGGCGGCGAGAUAUCCAGCAAACCCUCACCCAGAAUAUGGAGAAGAUCUUCAGCUUCCUACUGUCUACCCUGCAGCAGAACGUCAACAAGUACAGGCGCAUGGUUGGAGCACCCCAGGAACAAGAAGCCCUCACCACUCCACAGAAGACUGAUCUGGCUCAGCAGCCAAAGGCCCAAGCAAACUGCCGUGUGGGGAUAGCAGCACUCAACACCCUGGCUGGCUACAUUGACUGGGUGGCCUUGAGCCACAUCACAGCGGACAACUGCAAGCUCUUGGAGAUGUUGUGUCUGCUCCUGAACGAGCCUGAGCUCCAAAUAGGAGCAGCAGAGUGUCUCCUAAUUGCUGUCAGCAGAAAAGGGAAGUUGGAGGAUCGGAAACCUCUGAUGGUCUUAUUUGGAGACGUUGCCAUGCACUACAUUCUCUCUGCUGCCCAGACAGCAGAUGGUGAAGGUCUGGUGGAGAAGCACUAUGUUUUCUUGAAGAGACUUUGCCAAGUUUUGUGUGCACUGGGCAGCCAACUGUGUGCAUUGCUAGGCUCAGAUUCUGAAGUGGAAACACCCGCCAACUUUGGAAAAUACCUUGACUCAUUUUUAGCCUUCACAACUCACUCCAGCCAGUUUCUGUGCUCCUCCACCCAGAUUACAUGGGGAGCCCUAUUUCGACACGAGGUUCUCUCCCGCGACCCCUUGUUGCUGGCUAUGAUCCCCAAGUAUCUUCGUGCAUCUAUGACCAACCUUGUGAAGGUGGGCUUUCCCUCUAAAACAGACAGCCCUAGUUGUGAAUACUCUCGUUUUGAUUUUGACAGCGACGAGGACUUCAAUGCCUUCUUCAACUCUUUCCGAGCCCAGCAAGGAGAAGUGAUGAGGAUGGCUUGUCGUCUUGACCCUCUAACUGGCUUCCAAAUGGCUGGGGAAUGGCUGAAGUACCAGCUCACAGCUCCUGUUGAUACUGGACCCAUGAACUCGAAGACAGGUGAAGGUGUCUGCUCCAUCUUCUCUCCAUCCUUUGUGCAGUGGGAUGCCAUGACCUUCUUCUCAGAGAGUGUCAUCAGCCAGAUGUUUCGGACCCUGGAUAAAGACGAAAUCCCAGUGAAUGAUGGCAUAGAUCUACUGCAGCUUGUCCUUAAUUUUGAAACAAAGGAUCCUCUCAUCCUGUCCUGUGUGCUCACCAAUGUCUCUGCUCUAUUCCCAUUUGUCACUUACCGACCAGAAUACCUCCCACAAGUACUUUCCAAGCUGUUUGCUUCAGUUACCUUUGAAGUUGUAGAAGAAAGUAAGUUUGUUGUGUCUGUCCAGGCUCCCAGAACUCGAGCAGUGAAAAAUGUGAGAAGGCAUGCAUGCUCCUCUAUCAUAAAGAUGUGUCGGGAUUACCCUCAGCUUGUCCUGCCCAACUUCGAGAUGCUGUACAACCAUGUGAAGCAGCUGCUCUCCAAUGAGCUACUUCUGACACAGAUGGAAAAGUGUGCCCUUAUGGAGGCACUUGUCCUCAUCAGCAACCAGUUCAAGGACUAUGAGCGGCAGAAAGCUUUCCUGGAGGAGCUCAUGGCCCCUGUUGCUGGCUUAUGGCUCUCCGCAGAGAUGCAGAGAGUUCUCUCGGAUCCUGAAGCCUUUAUCUCCUAUGUGGGUGCAGACAACAAAAUUGCUGAUCCAGUCAUGGAAGAUCCUAGUGGCCUGAACCGCUCUAGAAUAAGCUUUUGUGUGUACACCAUUCUGGGAGUUGUGAAACGAGCUCGUUGGCCUGCAGCUAUGGAGGAGGCAAAAGCUGGAGGAUUCCUGGUCGGGUACUUGCCCAGUGGAAGUCCAGUCUACCGCAAUCCCUGUACUGAGCAAGUCCUGAAGCUUUUUGACAACUUACUUGCUCUUAUAAGGACUCACAACAAUCUCUACACGCCAGAAAUGGUGGCUAAGCUGGGAGAAACAUUUGCAAAAGCCCUAGACAUGCUGGAGGUAGAGAAGAACGCCAUCCUAGGUCUCCCUCAGCCUCUACUGGAGCUUUAUGACUCUCCUGUUUACAAAACCGUCUUAGAAAGGAUGCAGGGUUUCUUUUGUACCCUCUACGAUAACUGUUUCCACAUACUGGGAAAUGCAGGCCCAUCCAUGCAACAGGAUUUCUACACAGUUGAGGGUCUCGCCGCCCAGCUCAUCAGCUCAGCUUUCAUCAACCUCAACAACAUUCCUGAUUACAGAUUGCGCCCUAUGCUCCGUGUGUUUGUGAAGCCCAUGGUACUUUCCUGCCCUCCAGAAUACUACGAAACCCUCGUCUGCCCCAUGCUGGGACCACUCUUCACCUAUCUGCACAUGAGAUUGUCUCAGAAAUGGGAAGUGAUCAACCAGCGAAGCAUUCUCUGUGAGGAUGAUGCUGCAGAUGACAACCCUGAGUCUCAGGAGAUGCUUGAGGAGCAGUUGGUCAGGCUGCUGACCCGAGAAGUCAUGGAUCUCAUCACUGUUUGCUGUGUUGCUAAGAGAGGUGCUGAGCAUAACACUUCUGUUGCUGUGGAUGGAGAUGAUGAUGAAGCAAUGGCCACAGAUGUGGCUCCUCCUGCCAGCGCAGAGCUGACAGAGCUUGGAAAGUGUCUGAUGAAGCAGGAGGAUGUUUGCACUGCUCUGAUGACCACUGCCUAUGCAUCCCUGUCCUGGAAAGACACCUUGUCCUGCCAAAGAACCACAACACAGCUUUGCUGGCCGCUGCUCAAACAGGUGCUUCCAGGCAAUUUGCUGCCCGACGCCGUGUCCUGGUUUUUCACCAGCGUGCUGAAGGGCUUACAGAUCCAUGGGCAGCACGAUGGCUGCAUGGCAGCUCUUGUCCAUCUGGCUUUCCAGAUCUACGAGGCUUUGCGUCCUCACUACGCUGAGCUGAAGAUGGUGAUGGAGCAGAUCCCAGACAUCCAGAGGGACUCGUUGGAGCAGUUUGAUUCAAAGCUUCUUAACCCAACGCUGCAGAAAGUGGCAGACAAGCGCCGGAAAGAUCAUUUCAAACGCCUGAUAACGGGUUGCAUUGGGAAGCCACUUGGGGAGCAGUUCCGCAAGGAGGUUCAUAUCCGGAACCUCCCAUCUCUCUUCAAAAAGGUGAAGCCAUCACUGGAGACAGAUGUGCUGGAGACACAUGAGGAUGGAGAGGAUCUCACUGUGCUCUUUGAACCCUGAGCCUGGGAUGCUGCAGCCAUCUCCUUCCCUAUUUUGUAUUUCAUCUCUUCUCAUAGUAACCACACUAGAUUCUCCUUGUCACCACCUCUACGAGCGUUUGUCUCAAUAAAGCCCCUUACAGGUCCGGUCCCAUCCUCCUCCCUACAAUGGGAUGGGGUCUGUGGUGGCAUCUGAUCCAGUCUGUUAAGCUUUCUCUUAUUCCUUCCCCUCCCCUACACUGGAUGAGCAUCUUUAGACCUUUGUCUCUGCAAGGUGGGAGCUGAGCCCAUAGACUGUUAGGUAAAACAUGGUCAUCCUAUAGCCUUGGGUCUCCACUUCUUCAUCCUUUGGGGUUUAGGAUUAGUGCAAGGUAUAGUGCAGCUUGUGAAAAGGGGCUACCAUCAUCUUUCUCCAGGUGCUGGUAGCCAGGCUUUGCAGAGGAUCCAUCAGGCACUGCUGUCAUGCCUAUCAUGCUUGUCUCUACUGGACUCGUGUUCUAAUGGAUCCAUUCUCUUCCAGGAUGCUGGGCUGAGGGCUGCGUGCCAAGGAAGCCUUGCAGUGCUCUAGGAUCUCCUUGAGAUCAGUCUUCUUAAGGUGCAGCUCCUCUGUGGGAGGCAGGCACCAUCACACAUAUAUAUACAUACAUAUGUAUAUAUAUACGAUCAUACUUGUUCUACCCAUAGCCAAACGAAAGGCUUUGACUCUGUGCUAGCUUUUCUUGGAUAUCCUUAAGGGGGAGCAGGACAGAUGUUUUGUUUCGUUUUGUUUUUACCACGCCCUGAUGAUGGCCAGUGCAGGGUACACAAAAUCUGGACCAAUACCUGAAGCACCUGCAAAACAAAUGGGAUCUCCUCACCCUCUUGCUGUGGAGGCGACAGGAGUUUCACCCAGCCUGGUACUUCUCAGAGGUAAUGCAGCGGGGCAGGAGGAGUGGGGGUUAUACUGCAGCUUACAGGGAACAGCCAGAACAGAAACAAGGUGUCAGAUGAGGUGACUCCGGUUUGCAAAGUUGGCUCUUCUUGACAUGACAAAUGGUUCAUUCAGCAUACGCUUAUGCUGGCACAGGAGCUGCGAGGCUCAGCUCAUUUUGCCAUCAAGAAGAACCAAUAAAUCCUGCGAGGACAGACGGGACUGAAAAGUUUGGGAUGGAAGGGGGUUAGAAUGCAGAAAAGAUGAGUGUGCCUUGGGAAUCUACACACCCUCCUGCCCCUGCUGUUCCACCUGCACCCUCUACUUCCCUCCUGGCCUCAGACAUUUUGAACCUCUGAGCUGACGUGGCUCCUGGCUCUUAGCAAAGGCUGGGUGUAUUUAUUGUGUUGUGAGGUUUUUAACAUUCUGUGACUUCAUGCUAGACACAAGGGGUUUUUUUAAAUGGUUUUUAGAGCCUUUUUUUUUUUUGUAGGAAUGUUUAAAGCUGUCUCUGAACCAGUUGUGUUACACCUCUGAAUGUCAGUAAAGCUAUUCCAGUUUCAUA
Molecule: messenger RNA, 5209 nt
Organism: Coturnix japonica (Japanese quail)
Lineage: Eukaryota; Metazoa; Chordata; Aves; Galliformes; Phasianidae
Gene: XPO5
Product: exportin 5
Biological process (GO): protein export from nucleus; RNA export from nucleus
Cellular component (GO): RNA nuclear export complex; cytoplasm; nucleus
Molecular function (GO): RNA binding; nuclear export signal receptor activity; small GTPase binding
Source: RefSeq, a predicted model, not a curated record